GCAAGACAAAUACUAAACCGGAAAAACCCAAACAAAAUCACCCUCUCCCCGUCAAUUGUAAAAAAAAAGAAGGAAAAAAAAAAAAAAAAAACGAAGAGGAAAGAAACGGCGCUCAACAAUAUACACACCAGAGGCAGACGGGAAGAUCCUCCGGUCUCGUCCGCUCGCUCGCUGGCGUUCUUCUCUCGCGGCGAUUCUUUAAACCCUAGCUGGAACUCGGGCGAAUUCAUCUCUGAGCUCGAGCUGAUUCUCUUCCUUCUCCAUCCCUACAAAUCAUCGAGCUUCUGGUCAAUUUGUCCCUGCGAUGGUGGUCUGCAAAUGCCGAAAGGCUACUAAAUUGUAUUGUUUCGUGCACAAGGUUCCUCUUUGUGGGGAAUGCAUCUGCUUUCCAGAGCAUCAGAUAUGCGUGGUUCGUACGUACUCCGAGUGGGUAAUAGAUGGAGGGUAUGAUUGGCCCCCUAAAUGCUGUUUAUGCCAAGCUGUUUUAGACGAGGGUUCUGGUGAAACAACUCGGUUGGGUUGCAUGCAUGUAAUACACACAAGUUGUUUGGUUUCACAUAUCAAAAGCUUUCCUCCACACACAGCACCAGCUGGAUACGUGUGCCCAUUGUGUUCAAUACCGAUAUGGCCUCCGAAAAAUGUUAAAGACUCGGGAUCUCGUUUCUAUUCAAAGCUGAAGGAAGCUAUUAUCCAGACGGGUCUAGAGAAGAACCUGUUCGGAAACCAUCCAGUUUCCUUACCGCCACCACCUCCUGCAUUUGCAACUGAUCCGUUGGUGUCUAUUUCUCCUUCGCCAUUGUUGGCAAAAGAUGAUCCAAGUAACUCGGGUGAGGGAUACUCGAGUGUCGCCGGAAUGAUGCCAUCUAAGAUUUCAAUACCAGACAUUGUGGAGAUUGAUAGUUCCAGUUCUGGGGCAAAUUAUUUGAACAAUUCUAGUCCGGCUGCUCCUGUUGCAACUACUAGAAAAGGCGGUAUCCAUUACGAGAGGCAAAAUUCAGAAAUUUCAUACUAUGCAGAUGAUGAAGACGGGAACCGAAAAAAGUACUCUCGAAGGGGUCCAAUCCAACAUAAGUUCCUCAGAGCAUUGCUCCCUUUCUGGUCAAGUGCAUUGCCAACUUUACCAGUGACUGCCCCUCCUCGUAAAGAUGCUACAAAUGCUGACGAUACCCCUGAUGUACGCACAAGGCACCAGAGAUCAUCAAGGAUGGAUCCCAGAAAGAUACUUCUCUUCAUAGCAAUCAUGGCAUGCAUGGCGACCAUGGGAAUACUGUACUACAGACUCGCACAACGGGGUUUUGGGGACGAGCCAGGUGACGAGCAGCAGUAAGCCUUUUUCCAAAGGUUUGAUGAACUUCAACGACGGUCAGCUGUAUUGCUAUACACCUAGCCAAUUAGAACGGCGCCUUCUUUUUCGUUCCUUCCUUUACGCAUGUCUCCUCCAAUGUUUGCUGCUUGUGUAUGGGUGAUACGGAUGAACUGUGGGAGAUAAAGGAGGCGAUUGUAAGUGGUAAAAAGCUCAGUAGCAAAUUACUCUCAUCGGCGGAUAAUCUUCAGCUUUCUGCCCAGUUUUCUCCGUUUAAGGCAACUUCAGCCCCUCUGUUUUCUUGUCAUUUUUCCCUGUUUCGAUUUUUCGGGUCUGUUUAGAGUUGAAUUGGGUGAUCGGAUUAGGUCAAGGAUUGGAGAGCUUCAGUUUUCUCUCAACUAGCUUGAACCCAGCCUGUUGGUCGGAAUAUGUAAGUUUCUUUUUUCUCAUAAGUUACGCUCAAUGCAGAUUUGUAUUAGGAUGCAUAUAACUUAACUGAAUCCUUUUAUCCAUCACAUAAUCGAUAUAAUGGGAGUUUCCUACCAA
This is a messenger RNA of Linum tenue, 1849 nucleotides long. The record is from the annotation of a GenBank genome assembly. Lineage: Eukaryota; Viridiplantae; Streptophyta; Magnoliopsida; Malpighiales; Linaceae.